CCCGCCGCGGUCUCUAUAGAGCGAAGGGCGGGAGGCCCGGUAUGGAGAGCGGCCCCGAGAGCCUGCAGCCGCUAGAAGACAGGGUGGCGGCCGGGCCAGCGCCAGGGACAGGUUCUUUGCAGGAAGGGCGACCGGAGACCAGGCUUGCAGCUGGGGAUGGUCUUGGGGUAUGGGCGGCGGAGAGCGGCGGCGGGAAUGGGCAGGGGGCGGCGGCUGCCGGGAGGAGCCUCCCGGACUCGGCUUCUCCCGCAGGCUCUCCUCAGGUUCCCGGACCCUGCAGCUCCUUCCCGGGCUUGGACUUGAGGGAGAGCGCUUUGGAGAAUCUUGCUGCCGCCAAGCCGCCUCUGAGAGGGCAGCACAAGGUGACCGCCUCCCCGGAGACAGCCGAGGCCGGAGUCGGUCAUGGGUUGGGUUCGGCGGGAGACGCGGGAGCUCGCCCUGAUCCUGCCGGCACCUGCCGGGCAGAGUUGGCGGCCGCCGGCUCCGAAGAGCCCAGCAGCGCUGGCGGCUUCAGCAGCAGUUGCAGCGACCCGAGCCCUCCUGGGGAAUCGCCGAGCCUGGACUCCCUGGAGUCGUUCUCUAACCUGCAUUCUUUCCCCAGUAGCUCCGAGUUUAAUAGUGAGGAGGGAGCGGAGAACAGGGUCCCAGAGGAAGAGGAGAGCGCGGCGGUGGUGCCCGGGGCUGUCCCUCUGUGCCGAGAGGAGGAGGCGGAGACCGCUCAGGUGCUGGCGGCCUCCAAGGAACGCUUUCCGGGACAAUCUGUGUAUCACAUCAAGUGGAUCCAGUGGAAGGAAGAGAACACACCCAUCAUCACCCAGAAUGAGAAUGGACCCUGCCCUUUGCUGGCCAUCCUCAAUGUUUUGCUCCUGGCCUGGAAGGUACAAUCUACAGCUUUUUACUUCCUACAGCUUUUAGGGAGGGGGAAAAACGGGGUGAGGGAGCUGCUGCGUGUCAGGGGGGAACUGACAAAAAGUCAAAGACUGUAGUAUCAGAAUAAUAUGAGUGAUGCUAUGGCAAUUUUGCACAAACUACAGACAGGCCUGGAUGUAAACGUAAGAUUCACUGGUGUUCGAGUGUUCGAAUAUACGCCAGAGUGCAUAGUAUUUGAUCUUCUUGAUAUUCCUUUAUACCAUGGGUGGUUAGUAGACCCUCAGAUUGAUGACAUUGUAAAAGCUGUUGGUAACUGCAGCUACAACCAACUAGUGGAGAAGAUCAUCUCUUGUAAGCAGUCAGACAAUAGUGAGCUGGUUAGUGAAGGCUUUGUAGCUGAGCAGUUUCUAAAUAACACAGCCACUCAACUGACAUACCAUGGAUUAUGUGAACUAACUUCAACGGUUCAGGAAGGAGAACUUUGUGUGUUCUUUCGGAAUAAUCAUUUUAGCACCAUGACCAAAUACAAGGGUCAAUUGUAUUUGUUGGUAACCGAUCAGGGGUUUCUUACUGAAGAAAAAAUUGUCUGGGAAAGCCUACACAAUGUGGAUGGUGAUGGAAAUUUCUGUGACUCAGAAUUUCAUUUGCGGCCUCCUUCAGAUCCUGAAACUGUAUACAAAGGACAACAAGAUCAGAUAGAUCAGGACUAUCUUAUGGCAUUGUCUCUACAACAAGAACAGCAGAGCCAAGAGAUCAAUUGGGAACAAAUUCCAGACGGAAUCAGUGAUCUGGAGCUAGCAAAGAAACUCCAAGAGGAAGAGGAUAGACGGGCUUCUCAAUACUAUCAGGAACAGGAACAAGCAGCAGCUGCUGCUGCUUCUGCUUCUGCUUCUGCUUCUACACAGCCCCAGCAGAGCCAGCCAGCACAAGCCUCUCCAUCAAGUGGAAGACAAUCUGGGAAUACUGAACGUAAACGAAAGGAACCUCGAGAAAAAGAUAAAGAAAAAGAAAAGGAAAAAAAUAGCUGUGUCAUUUUGUAACAAGCAUUGGAAUCUGUUGGAACCACCUAUAUGUCUUGAGAAACAAAACCACAGGAGGAAAGAAAGAAAAACCGAUAAAUACCGUCUGUGCCUGAUUUCCCAAUGGAUUUUGUUCAUGUUUUUCAGGGGAAAGGUUGUUACUUAGUUACAAUCAGACUUUUUCAAGUCACACAAUACACUCUUUAUGAGCUGGAGUUUCAUGUUACAUAAGUUGGAAAUGCUG
Messenger RNA from Propithecus coquereli (Coquerel's sifaka), 2133 nucleotides. It is a transcript of the gene MINDY2, whose product is annotated as family with sequence similarity 63, member B. Gene Ontology annotation, biological process: protein K48-linked deubiquitination. The record is from RefSeq and is a predicted model, not a curated record. Lineage: Eukaryota; Metazoa; Chordata; Mammalia; Primates; Indriidae. Gene Ontology annotation, cellular component: cell periphery; cytosol. Gene Ontology annotation, molecular function: K48-linked deubiquitinase activity; cysteine-type deubiquitinase activity; cysteine-type carboxypeptidase activity. The transcript has 8 exons.